CCAGAGAAAGGCAAACACAAUUGUAACUUUUCACUUACUGCGUGCCAAGGCUCACGUCCGCAAGUCCCAACUUCUGCAACACACUCGACUCACACGCGAAUGGAGAUCGUGGCGAGCCGGUGCGUCAAUGUGUUGCUAGACUCGAAAUUAUGCCAGCCAGUUUGAAACACUGGGCCUGGCGCUCUGCGCACCGAGCGGCGCUGCAGCGUGGAUGCACGCAGCGUACCUGCUUGCGGGUCGUCAGCUUCCACGAGGCGCCGGGCGGGCCCGCGCGCAAGGCCGCGGGUGCCUCGCUGCGCAACAGCAACAGCAGCUCCAACGGCACCGGCCACGACCGGCGCGUCGCGGAGCCGCUCACGCUGGAGCGCAUUCCCUCCCUGUCCCCCGCCGCGCUGGCAGCGGCGCUGCUAGAGCACACCCAGCACAGGUCGCUGGAGAGCGCUUUCGGCGCCGGCAUUGGACCUGGAACUGGCGCCGCCGCCGCCGCUGACCCUGCUCUUCUGGCUGCCGCUGCUCGUCACGUUGUGGGCAGUGGCGGGGGGCUGGCGGCGUACGACGGCCCCGCACUAGUGGACCUGAUCGCCGCAUACAGUGCUGCUGCCGCUGCUGGCGGCCCGGACGCGGGCGGCCGCGGCGCCCACCGGGACUUCCUGGCGCUGUGCUGCGCCGAGCUCACCGGCAAGGUGGACUCGCUGGGCCCGGCCGACCUGACGCGGCUGGCCGGCGCCUGCGCGGCGGCGGGCCUGGCCGCCACCGAUAUGCUGGCGGCGGCCUGCAGCAGGGCUUCUGAGCUGCUGCCGCAGUACCCGCCCGGCGACCUGGUCUCGCUCCUGUCCUCUCUGUCCGCCCUGGGCCACCGCGCGCCCGCCCUGUUCGCCGACGCGGCCGACGUGACGGCGGCGGCGCUGCAGCUGCCGCCCGGCCACCCCGCCGCGCUGGGGCCGGAGCAGGCGGCGGCGGCGGUGUGGGCGCUGGCGGCAGAGGCGCUUUACUACAGGCCGCUGUUCGACGCCGCGGGCUCACUGCUGAUGGAUCGGCUGGGCGGACUGGACGGCAACACACUGGCGCGCAUCGCCUGGGCCUACGCCACGAUCCGUUCCGCGGACGAGGCCCACCGCGGCGUGUGGGACCGCGACCUGUUCGACGGCAUCGCCAGCACCUGCCUCAGCAGGGCGGGGCCCGCGCUGGCCUCCACCUUCCCCCCUCGCGCGCUGGUGACGCUGCUGUGGUCGUACGCCUCCAUCCCGCACUACGACCAGCCGCUGUUCGAGGCGGUCAGCACAGCGCUGGCGCCGCGGCUGGGCGCAGGCGAGGUGGCGCCGUCAGACCUGGUGGCGGUGGCGUGGUCGGUCAUGCGUGUGGGCCACCGCCACGCCGCGCUCAUGGCGGCACUGGGCCGCGCCGCGCUGGCAGCCGCGCAGCAGCAGGGCGGCAGUAGCAGCAGCAGCGGCGGCGGCGGCGCCCUGGACGGUGACGACCUGACAACCAUUGGGCUGGCCUUCCCCGCGGCACACGCCUACAACGAGCCCUUCUUCAAGUAUCUGGUGACGGAGGCGCAGGCGCGGCCGGGCUUCUUCGGACAGGUGGCGCUGCUGGACAUCAUCCGCCUCAUCAGCCGCGUGCAGGACCGCGACCCCGACUUCUACAAGCCGGCGCUGGAGGUGCUGCUGGAGAAGGUGCACGAGGCCUACCUGGACGCGCCGCUGGAGAAGAGCGGCUGCAUGAACCCGUUCAGGUUCGGGUGAGGCGCAGGCGCAGAGAGGAGGACUGGAGGACUGGAGGACUGGAGGACUGGACGAGGCAGCAGCAGCAGCAGCAGCAGCGAGGACAAGAGAGGCAGGAUCAGGCGAGGGGCCGCGUGGCCCCGCUCCACAGGACCGCAUGGGAGGGGAGGCGGACGAGGCUGCUGCGUCUAUGGCUUUGGCUGGUGACCGUAGCUUGAUCUCUAAGCACGGGGAGGGAGGGUGGGAGCGUGUGCAAAUGUCGGCCUGCCGCACUCGAGGCUGGCCACACAUGCUUGUGGGUCAAAUUUCAAGCUUUAAUACAGGAUAAGCAAGAAUUGUGGUUGUCACUGGCAGUGGGUGUGACAGUUGGUGUGGUUGCAGGGGCCACGGUCCUGAGUUGGCGCAAGGCACAGGAGCAAAACCCAGUAUUGCUCUUGCAUGCUGCCUUCGCAAGGUGUGCAGAAAGACAGAAUGUGGGCAUCAGGCAUUGGCAUCAUUCGCGCUCGCCGCUGGGCGGCUAUGCGCCCCUGCAAUAAGCAGCAUGCAAUUACGACUCCCGGAAUCCGAGUUAAUAAGCGGUCAUGGGCCUCCGGAGAAGCUACCCUGCUCCUUGCCCUGCGGGGGCCAGGGCAACGAAUGCGGUUCUGGCCUGCUGAUAGAAGUUCGGUACGGCACGUCCAUGGUACGUGUGUGACUACGUGAGGUCAGUGGGCGGCACGGCAGGGCGGCUGCUGGUCGCCUUGUCGGGAUGUCGGCAGGGCCGCAGUGGGCGUGCGAUGGGACAGUGUCAAGGCAGGUUGGUGAAGUCCCGUAGGGUGCAGGUGCUUCCCAGACCCCAGAAGAUGGCAAACAAUUUGCAACGGCAGGGCAGGAGUGCGCGGCUUGUCGAACGCCGGAGUUACUGGUUGCCUUGUCGGGAUGUCGGCAGGGCCGCAGGGGGCAGGGGGUACAGGUAGGCGGCAGCAGGGGGUUGGUCAGCGCGCAUGGCGAUCGACGUGGCGUGUGUAUUCGGCAAGCACAUGGGGAAAGGGGUUGCGGGCGUGUGUGCAUGAGCACGAGUACGUGCGCGCGUGUGUGUGUGUGGUGGAGGCUGCGGACUUGUACACUACCGUACCGUGCAUAAAUGCGCCGCAGCGGUCGUGAUGGAACAUGGCAAGGGGCAGGAAAGCGUAGUCCCGAUGUGUGUGGCUCCCACCCGUGCCCACAUAAAUGCGUAGCAAGAAGGGACAAGGCAUUGGUGCGUCGUUCGCGCGCUGUUACUGUACCGACGGUAGCUGGCAGGUUGUGUCGAUGUUUUGCUGACGCGCAUUCCUCACGCUCCGGGCGCCCGGCCAAGGCGAUAGCACCACACAGACUCAAUGCGACGCCACACCGCGCGGAUAGCAUAGCCGAUGCGCACCUGCAGGCAGUCGACCGGCGUCCACGGAUGAGCUGUGUAGACGAGCACUAGCGUAAUGCAACGGCGUGCAGCAAAACAAUGGCCGGGCGACAGUGUGACAAUGGCUGGUGUGUGGCGUUGCAUCUGGCCAGCAGCGCGUAGGCUGGACUGGAAGGCGCUCCGUGACCUGGCUUCUGGCAUGGUUGGCUGGGGGAAAGACAGGCAGGGGAAAGUCAGGCAGCUGACAAAGGAUGGAUUCUCGGUCUUGGCCGCUCGCACGGUGUAAUACGAUGUGGUA
Molecule: messenger RNA, 3400 nt
Organism: Chlamydomonas reinhardtii
Lineage: Eukaryota; Viridiplantae; Chlorophyta; Chlorophyceae; Chlamydomonadales; Chlamydomonadaceae
Exons: 14
Coding region: 150-1745 (531 amino acids)
Source: RefSeq, a predicted model, not a curated record